Durusdinium trenchii is the source of this 4301-nucleotide messenger RNA. The record is from the annotation of a GenBank genome assembly. NCBI's taxonomy places the organism in Eukaryota, Dinophyceae, Suessiales, Symbiodiniaceae.
AUGUCGACGAGCCAGCGGCGGAGGAGGAUGGCUGCUGGAGCUGCGACGGCUGGUGGCAGUGGUGCGGCAGCUGAUGGAAGAUCUGCGGAGGCUAGACCGAGCUCCGGGCAGUUGGAAGUGGGAGAGGCUGAUCGACGCUUGGACGCGCUCAUCGAAGAGGAGGUGCAGCGCCGGGCUCGGUCGGUGGAUUCAGGAAUGAGGAUCGCCUCGGUGUCGACUGGAAAUGGUGCUCGAGGUCUACCUGUGUCCUUUGCUCCAGCGCUUCCCCAGGUUCGUGAGACUCAGCGGGAGAUUUCUUCGACUGCGGCUGCUGGUUCCGCCCCUGUUCAACGGCAAGGAGGUCAUGGAGGUGAUGGCGUGACUCCGUAUGCUUCUCAGGCUGGAGUUGGGAACAACGUGAUCAACCUGGGAGCACUUCAAGAAGCGUUUCAACGAAGUUAUCAAGCUCUUCAUGACGCACUAGGACGAGGCCAUGGAGGUCAAGGUCUAUUAGGUCCUCUUGAUCCUCGCAAUGCCCCUGCACUCCAAGGAGGUGUUCUUUUGGGUGCGAUCCCUGAGACUGGGGGUCAAGGUGGAGGCAUGGCUCCAAGGACGUUGGAGUAUGGCAGUGCAGCUGCUCACACCCCUUCACGAGGAGAUGACCCACCUGUCAACCCGUUUUGGAGUCCGGCAGUUCGAGAUGCUGCAUCACGUGCCUCGGCUGGGGGUGAUGGGGGAGGUCAUGGUCAGGAGGGUCAACGUCGUGAUCAAGAUCCGCCGAGCUCUCGUCAGCUGGAGGUGAGACAGACCCCAAGCAGUGAUCCUCGACCGCGUGAUGUCACUCAGUCUCCAACGCCCCAAGAUGAGAUAGAAGCGUUGAGGUUGAGAGUUUUGAAGGAUGCCCAGGAGCAGUUCGAGAAGGAAGUUCGACGACUCACGGGUGGAAGAGAUUCUGGUGAUACUGUGUCAUUUAGGACAGCGUCUAGUGGGAACCCUGAACCUGGUUCACGUGGUGCACCUGAAUGUCCUCCUGGUUUGGGUCAACCUCCAGAACCCUCUCGUGAACCUCCUGAUGAUCGUGUGUUGAGUACUCCCCAUAAAGUCAUGAGGAUUGGGGACAGUGCCACACAGGCGUCGCUCACAGAGGCGCUCAGGAACCUUGAACUGCCAGCGUUGCCCUUGCCGCAUACGGAUGGAGCAUCCAUUGUUUUUGGCGACUGGCUCACUAUGGUGUUUCCUUUGAUGGCAGAUAUAUCCUGUUCGGCCAAGUCAUGGUGGCAAGAAUCACUGAUGGCAGCCCAGGAGUGCUAUGCAAGGUGGUUGACUCUAUCACCUCUUGAACGUCUUCGAGCCAAGCCGGAGAUUGUGGUGGCGCCAGCUUUUCAGAGGAUCGAGCAACGGGGUGUGGCGAUGCUUCUUGCAUGGAUGAAUAUUGUCCCACAGAACCUGAAGGACCCUCCUCUGAAGAUGUUCAACAGGAUCAACCUCUUCCAGCGCUUGACGAUGCAGAGCUGGAAGAACUACCAGAUGAUCGAGUGGGAAGAUGAAAAGAUCGUCUGCCCGGAGAUCCAAUGCCGUGUUUGUGAAGAACCAGUCGGCUCUGUGCGCAACCUCGUCAUGAAUGGACGCGUGGAGUGCACGUUGGCUGAUGGCAUCAAGUUGAAGAAGCUCUUGGGGGAUGAACUUUGGGGCUGGAAGCAAUACUGGUCGCGUUCGUCUCGCCAUCUGGUAUCUGGGGAGGAGGAGGGAAGGCUUCAAGGCUGCACCAUGGACCACUUGGAGGUGGUGGUGGCGGCAUAUGAGGAGGACCUCUUUCAGCUGCAUGACUAUGAAGAGCGCUAUCAGGUGGCUUCGAUGUGCCUGAAAUCCAUGCCGGGUGAGGUUUUAACUAUGACGGAAGCAGCGGACAAGUCCUCUGCCAAGUCCUUCGAGCUCUAUGCCAGUGCUUUAGGGAUUGCCUUAGCUGCUCCAACCAUUUCAACUGGAGCGAAGAUCGCCUCGACGGUUGCGAUUGCAGCCUUAUCGUUAGCAGAAUUCCGGCGGGCUGCAGACAGAGAGGCGGAGCUGGCGCGAGAAUUUGAAGUACAUGGGUACUACUACACCUCAUCCACUCCUUGGACCAACCCCCUCUUUGAGGCGCCUCCGAGAGGAAAAGACCGUUGGCUUCCUUUCAAUCCAGCCACUGACAAGUGGCUGAUUCGAGCUCAUGGUGGCGGGCGUGUCCAAUCGUUCCACCCGGUUCAUCGUGGGACUCCGGUGGAUGUCACAACGUUGACUGGCCAGCGGGUGACUCUGGCCUAUCCUGACCACCCCGAACCUGGGAGCGAGAGGCUGCUGAUUGAUGAUGUUUGGUCGUUGGGGCCUCGUCAGAUUCUCCCUCGCACAGGAACAUGGAAGGGCUGGACGUUUUUUCGAUGCCAUGAUGGUCAAGCAGCCGCACCGACUUCAUCGAUGGCGACUUCCAGCUCCUCGGCAGUGAAUAUGUGUCCGACUGCACCAGGUGUCUCCGAACGCCCGUUGUCGCCGACCCGGCGUGCUGGAUAUGCCCGUGGAGGACCAGGACAGAGGGGAAGGGACGCUGGAAGCAUCCAAUCUGCGCCGACCGUUGCAGAGAGGGUGCAGGAGGAGAGACGGAAGCCAGGUGUGGCAGCUGCGGCGACUGAAGACGCCGACCCAUGGGCAUCUUGGGGGGAGCUUGCCAACGCCGCUCGCACUACAUCUCGGUCGGCUGAGUUGUUGGCCGCCAUGUCGACGAGCCAGCGGCGGAGGAGGAUGGCUGCUGGAGCUGCGACGGCUGGUGGCAGUGGUGCGGCAGCUGAUGGAAGAUCUGCGGAGGCUAGACCGAGCUCCGGGCAGUUGGAAGUGGGAGAGGCUGAUCGACGCUUGGACGCGCUCAUCGAAGAGGAGGUGCAGCGCCGGGCUCGGUCGGUGGAUUCAGGAAUGAGGAUCGCCUCGGUGUCGACUGGAAAUGGUGCUCGAGGUCUACCUGUGUCCUUUGCUCCAGCGCUUCCCCAGGUUCGUGAGACUCAGCGGGAGAUUUCUUCGACUGCGGCUGCUGGUUCCGCCCCUGUUCAACGGCAAGGAGGUCAUGGAGGUGAUGGCGUGACUCCGUAUGCUUCUCAGGCUGGAGUUGGGAACAACGUGAUCAACCUGGGAGCACUUCAAGAAGCGUUUCAACGAAGUUAUCAAGCUCUUCAUGACGCACUAGGACGAGGCCAUGGAGGUCAAGGUCUAUUAGGUCCUCUUGAUCCUCGCAAUGCCCCUGCACUCCAAGGAGGUGUUCUUUUGGGUGCGAUCCCUGAGACUGGGGGUCAAGGUGGAGGCAUGGCUCCAAGGACGUUGGAGUAUGGCAGUGCAGCUGCUCACACCCCUUCACGAGGAGAUGACCCACCUGUCAACCCGUUUUGGAGUCCGGCAGUUCGAGAUGCUGCAUCACGUGCCUCGGCUGGGGGUGAUGGGGGAGGUCAUGGUCAGGAGGGUCAACGUCGUGAUCAAGAUCCGCCGAGCUCUCGUCAGCUGGAGGUGAGACAGACCCCAAGCAGUGAUCCUCGACCGCGUGAUGUCACUCAGUCUCCAACGCCCCAAGAUGAGAUAGAAGCGUUGAGGUUGAGAGUUUUGAAGGAUGCCCAGGAGCAGUUCGAGAAGGAAGUUCGACGACUCACGGGUGGAAGAGAUUCUGGUGAUACUGUGUCAUUUAGGACAGCGUCUAGUGGGAACCCUGAACCUGGUUCACGUGGUGCACCUGAAUGUCCUCCUGGUUUGGGUCAACCUCCAGAACCCUCUCGUGAACCUCCUGAUGAUCGUGUGUUGAGUACUCCCCAUAAAGUCAUGAGGAUUGGGGACAGUGCCACACAGGCGUCGCUCACAGAGGCGCUCAGGAACCUUGAACUGCCAGCGUUGCCCUUGCCGCAUACGGAUGGAGCAUCCAUUGUUUUUGGCGACUGGCUCACUAUGGUGUUUCCUUUGAUGGCAGAUAUAUCCUGUUCGGCCAAGUCAUGGUGGCAAGAAUCACUGAUGGCAGCCCAGGAGUGCUAUGCAAGGUGGUUGACUCUAUCACCUCUUGAACGUCUUCGAGCCAAGCCGGAGAUUGUGGUGGCGCCAGCUUUUCAGAGGAUCGAGCAACGGGGUGUGGCGAUGCUUCUUGGCGCUCCAUCGGCGCCUACUGGGAGGGAUGCAGCUGCUGAUCUCUUGAAUGAGGCUACGACUCUCCUCAAGACUCUCCGUGCUAUGAAAGCCAUCAGGAUCAAGGAGCUCACCGUGUACGCUGACCUCAAGGAGAAACCUGUGGCCCUCAUUGAUGGUGGAGCGACCCAUGGUCUCAG